CUUCACUUGAACAAGAAGCAGAAGAUGGACAGCCGACUGAAGCAGGUAGAUUAAAACAGAUUGAAACAGAACAUUUGUUCCCAACUCUUGGACAAGCAGGACCCCAAGAUGCCUAAAAGUGAUACCUGGCCAGGUGGCUUUGGAUUGGAGACGAUGAAUGGCAUGGACAGUGCUGGAAGCUGUGACAGCGUAGUCAGCGCCAACUCUGGCUUUAGUGAUGAUAGUAUGGAGCACCUGUCUGCUGAAGAGAAGGCCUGUCUCAUGUUUUUGGAGGAGACGAUUGAGUCUUUGGACACCGAGGAAGACAGUGGACUCUCCAAUGAUGAACCUGACCAACUGCCCAUUGCUGGCAACCUUGCAACCAAAGUGGCCGACCUCUCAGCCUCCAUGAACAAAAACAAGCUCAAGAAUUCUCCUAAACAUGCCUAUGAAGAACCCGUAAAGGAAAACGGUGACGUCAAACCCAUGCAGCGCUAUCUGGUUCCUACACCUCUUGUUGUGGCAAGCAGCUCUCCAUGUACUGUACCCAUUGCUAAUCCAGGUGUCCCCACAGACAGAAAAUUUACCUCUAAGGCUCAGGUCACUCCUACAAGUAAAGAACUUGGUCACCAGCACAUUCAGCAAGUUGCUCAGCAAGUACCUUUGGAGGUUAAUGUUGUGAUAUCUCCUCCCACCAAACCCAGGGACUACCCAGUUAAGACCGCUGAAGCUCCUUUACCUAGAGGUCCUCUGUCUUAUGAGGCACUAUUUUACCUUCGAAGGAGUGCCUCAACAAAGAAGACACCAUUAUGUCCCACAAUUGAUCAUACUAUCGAAUCAGACAAGCGACUUCCUGUCACAGUGGAAAGCCAAAACCUCUGUAACCCUCCAAAGUCCGUCAGAUUCCACCCGGAGGUUUCUAUAUCUAAGAUGAGUCCUCCAGUUGUGGCCCCGAAACCCAAAAAGAUUCCUGCCAACAUAUGUGUGAAAACACAAAAAGAAGCAUCCAUUAAAGUCUCAUCAUACAACAGCAAACAUGUAACAGAUCCCAAGGUUGUGAGACAGGAAGCUUUGCAGAAACUGGGCUUACUAAAAGACCAAGAGCCAGAAAAUCACACAGCAGCAACUUUGUCUCCCCCUGAAUCUCUCUCUUCUUUAGAUAGAACAUCUGAUGGAUUGACAAAAGGUCCGUCCUAUGGUAACCCAUCAAGAAGCCCAUCGUUUUGUCAUUCUCAAGUGCGAGCAGAGCCCAAGGCCAAGCCUUUACAGAGCAGUGCCAGUUUCCAUCACUACUCCAGACAAGAACAACAGCCUGUGUUUGUCUCAAAUCCAACCCAAUCCAAUGGAGUGAAGCCAGAGAGGCUGGGGCGCUCAAAUACAUUGGACAACCACAGAAGUGGUGGAAACUGUACUGAACUGCAACACAAUACAGCCACCAAGCCUGUUAACGCCACCGCAACUCAGCCUGCACCCAACAAGCCAUCAAACACAGUCCCAUAUACCGUGAUGGUGGUGCCUGGAAUGGGAGCUGAUCGAAGGGAAGCACUCAGAAAGCUUGGACUGCUCAAAAUCUAAACAGAGAAACAGCAGAAGUAGGCCUGCUGAGAAAGAGCUUAAGCGUACCAUCAGCUUAAGAGUUGGAGUGUUAAGUGGGGACUUGGCACGCUGCACGUUAGUUAACUAAAGCAGAAGAUGAUGACAACGAAGUGAAUUACAAGUGCUGGCAAUACCAGCAGGUAUGCAGGUCAUGGUUACUUGCAUGUAUGAGGGCAGGUUUUUCAAACCGCUGUUCCUCUGAAGGAGGAGUUAUCAGAUGGGAACACACAAUACCAUACUAUAACAUCACAAUUCAGCAAUGUAAGUGAUAAUUCAUACAUUGGAAUCAUCAUAUCUGAUUAAUUGAAGAAUAUGAAAUGCCCCUAAACAGGUUAAUAAAUGUACGGCAUAAAUGUAUUUGUUCUCUCGAGUUUGGUGUCAGUUUUACCUCUUAUCAAGCUCCAUCUCUUAACUUGACAUUCUCUGAAGUCAUCUGCUAUUGUCUAACAAAGUAAAAAUGAUAAAGCUUCUUGGAAAAACAGCACAUUUUUUAGGACUUUUGGUGUAGCUAUUCAGAAAGCCAUUAAGUGAAUGUGAGGCCAAAAUGUCCAGUGCUGCCUGUUUAUAUAUGGAUUAAAGAAAAAACACGAAAACAACUUUAGAUGAUAGUCUAUGGGUUAUAGCUAAAGCAGUUGGCCUCUCUUACUCUCUGCACCAACUGUUUUUCUGCAGACAUCAAAAGCCUACUGAAAUGCAUAUCAUUACUAUGUGGACUACAAACAGAAACAAGAAUACUGUGGAUACCAAAUAGACUCCCACAUCAAUGCACUGAUCGUAAAGAAAAGAAAAUAACGUAACAAGCUAUACUUCAACUUAAAGGGAACACCAACCCAAAUAAACAAUGUUUUCGCUUGAAGCGUUUUCUCAUCUGAACUCUGGGCACUGUCCGGACUUGCCCUUUCCAACAACCAGCUCACAGCAAGAGAUUAUCAACGUCUGACGCACUCUGAUCUACUGGAUAUUCUCAUGAAGGUCGUCUGGACAUCUGGGUAGAAAGUGCAAAAGGAGAAGGACUCAUCUGUCAUUGGUAUCGCAAUAUCAUGUAUUUGGACAUAUCCACAAGAUCAAUAUAGGACUGGAGGCAAUAUACAAAAAAGAAAAUGAAGUCGGGAAACCCAAGGUGAACAACAUCAACAACCUGCCCAAUUGCUUUGGACAGUUAUCGGCUACCUUUACACAUUGGCACCCAUGGACAUUUCACAGACUGUACACAAGGGGACUGUGAAGAAAGUGGUUCAGACAUUUGUGUUCUAACAUGCUGACAUGUCCAGUAUAAAAAGGGCUUUAUUGUUUCUGAUUGUUUCUUUGUUCACGGAUGUGCCUGUUGGUGGAUUGUUUAGCACUUUCCUUCUUGUCUUUGAAAAAAAAGUCAAUGCAGCUUGUAAUUAUUGUAAAAUUUAAGUGUUUUUGGAUUUCCCAGUUUAAAAAAAAAAUCUCAAGUAACUAUGAAUGAAUAAUAUCUCUUGUUUGACAGAUUCACUGAUUUGUUUCUGCAGAUAUUUUAUACAGCUGUUAUGGUGGUUUGCAAAAUAUGUAAAUAAAUUUAAAAAAAACCUGCCUUCCUUCAUUAUCUGAAUACUGGGAAUAAUAACCUGGAAUGACAAUCAAAGACAAUGAUUAUUUUUUACCCACUUAAAAAAAAAUCCUCAAAUUCAUGUGAAAAUAACGAAGUUUGGAUUUUUGAAAUGUGAUUAA
This is a messenger RNA of Labrus bergylta (ballan wrasse), 3270 nucleotides long. RefSeq lists its product as uncharacterized. The record is from RefSeq and is a predicted model, not a curated record. Lineage: Eukaryota; Metazoa; Chordata; Actinopteri; Labriformes; Labridae.